CUUAUCGCUCCCCUCCUCUCCCGUCCACAACUCGGCUGGGCAAACGAAAUAGUCUCUCCAAAGAGUUUCUCUCCAAUGGGACGUGUUGAAAUGCGCGUUGAUGGGCUCUUACGAAUUUGCAACCAGGCUGUGAAUCCCCUUAACGGGUUCUUGAAGUGUUUGUUGUGCGCCAUUCCAAUGAACGCAGUGCCAGGAGCAGCGCUGCGUAAAGCCCAACAGCUCGCGUGGAAACCAGUCGGUUCUCGACGGCGUUUGUGAGCGCGGAGCGGAAAAGGAUUGUAUAUGAAAGAGUCCCGGAGCGUUAUUCGAAAGGAAAUAAUGCUCCUUUAGUGAGGGGGGAAAAAAAGUUUAUAGAAAAGUUUAAAGAAGGAAAACGUGGUUCUCUCCGCGUGAACGCGCGACUGCCCACGUUUCGCUUUUAUUGUUCCAUCUGGAGCGAAAUUAGAAUAAAUCAGAUAAAGUGGAAUCAGUGAAAGGCGCGGGGAAAACCCUUCUGCAGCUACUCUCUCUUCUGCAUAUAACUUGUUGAAUGAGCUUGUCGUCUCAGGAGCGCAUUUUAAUGAUGCUGCCUGUGGCAAAAACCACAGGAGAGCGAGCUCAGGGCGUCUGACAGCCGCUGACUUAUGAGGAGUGUCACCCUGCUCUGCACAUCACAUCUGACCGCUUGUUGACCCUUUCAUCAACGCUCAACACUUGUAAAGAAGCUCACUUGUUGACAACCCUCAUCAGCCAGGCAGAAGUGGCAAAAAUUGGAGAACAAAAAGAAGUGAAUAGGGCUAAUGGUUGCCUGAAGCUGCUCACUCAAAAGUAGGUAGCAACAUGCUGCCACAGCUCCCCAAUGAUCAAUUGCCCCUCGCAAAGCUGCAGUUAGUGUAGAAAAUUCCCAGCAAUAUUGUCAUAUUCGUGACCAAGAAGCAGCUGUAAAGAAAAAACAAGACGUUCCACAGCAGCCACAAAGAACCAGCAAUGUUUUGGCUCGUAUUGUUCUCUCUACAAGCGGUGUGCACCAGCGUGGCACAUGCCAUGCAGCAUUACCCAGCGGCCUGGGGACACUAUGACGUGUGCAAGUCUCAGAUCUACACAGAGGAGGGCCUGGCAUGGGACUACAUGGCCUGUCAGCCAGAAGCCACCGACAUGACAAAGUACCUGCGAGUGGCCCUCGACCCCCCAAAUAUCACGUGUGGAGAUCCACCAGAAACAUACUGCGCUUUGGAGAAUCCUUACAUGUGCAACAAUGAAUGUGAUGCCACCACGGAGGAGCUGGCUCAUCCUCCAGAGCUGAUGUUUGACUUUGAGGGUCGGAACCCCACAACUUUCUGGCAGUCCACCUCCUGGAAGAAAUACCCAAAGCCCCUUCAGGUCAACAUCACUCUGUCAUGGAACAAAACCAUCGAGCUGACGGAUGACAUCGUACUGACCUUUGAGUCCGGCCGACCCGAGCAGAUGGUCUUGGAAAAGUCACUGGACUACGGACGGACCUGGACCCCGUACCAAUUCUACGCCACCGACUGCCUGGACGCCUUCACCAUGGAACCCAAGACGGUGAACGACCUCUCCCAGCGCACCCUGCUGGACAUCAUCUGCACCGAGGACUACUCCAGAGGCUACGUAUGGAAGAACGACAAGACGGUGCGUUUUGAGAUCAAGGACCGCUUCGCCUUGUUUGCCGGACCUCGGCUACACAACAUGGCCUCGCUGUACGGCCAGCUGGAUACCACCAAGAACCUGAGGGACUUCUUCACCAUCACUGAUCUGAGGAUUAAGCUGCUGAAGCCAGCCACCGGAGCCACCAUGGUGGAUGAGAAUAACCUCUCCAGAUACUUCUAUGCCAUCUCUGACAUCAAGGUGCAGGGAAGGUGCAAGUGCAACCUGCAUGCCAACAGCUGUGUGUUUGACAAGGGGAAGCUGGGCUGUGAGUGUGAACACAACACCACAGGGCCAGACUGCAGCCGCUGCAAGAGGCACUACCACGGCAGAGCCUGGAGUGUGGGCUCUUACCUUCCAAUACCCAAAGGAACAGCAAAUAUAUGUAUUCCCAGUAAUCACGGACCAGUGCAUCGAGCAAAUGCUUCAUCUCUUGGUGUUGCAAAUCGUAACCAAGCUCGCGUGUGUGACAACGCCAUGCUGCGCUGUCAGAACGGCGGCACGUGCCACCACCAUCAGCGCUGCCACUGUCCCCCUGGCUUCACGGGCGUCCUGUGCGAGAGAGCUCGCUGCCAGGGCCCCGGGGAGUGCGAGGACCAAUUGUCUGGACGGGCCGCCUUCCAUAAUCACCCCAUCGCUUAUACCCUCGUAGUGCUCCUGCUAUUGAUUGUACCCCUUUGCUGAGAGACCAGAGUGGCCUCACAUCCUUAACCAAAACCCUAAGACCACAUAUGUUGAGACUGAACUCUCAACUUGAAGGACAGAGGACGUGUGGACAAUGUGCUCGGCAUACAAUAUAAGCAACUCUUUUAUAUCCAAGGCCACAGGUGUGGGUGAAAGUGUAACUAGUGCAACAGGAUCUGUUAAACCGAAUACUAGAUGGAUUCAUGAACGUAUUGGUGAAGUCGCUGCAGUCUUAUAAUGUCACAGAGGACACGGUUGGAGCGCUGGCUUUGCGGUUAUGUCAUUGGCUGAUGCUUCAUUAAAAAGGCAGACUGGAGACUCGGGUAGAGCUACCCACCUUCUGAGAGCAAACUGUACAAAACUAGACACAUGAUUUCUAAGUAUCAUCUGAAGUAAUUAAAAAAUAAUAAUGUGGACGGGGACAUUUUAGUUCAUCUCGCCUCACUGCCUCCUUCCUUCCUUGUUCCCUUCUUCUUCUCUCCGCUCCCUCACUCUGUCCCUCACUGCUCCUCCCUGUGCUUUGGUGACUCUGGUGAUUUUUACUUUGCUGAAGGGUGUCUGUUGUUUCUGCCAAAUGCUGCACAUGUAAUGUUAACGAGCCCCUAGAUGAGUACCAAUCUUUUUCGUUUUUUUUUCCUUUUUCCGGAGGCUUUGUAGUCAUGCUUGAGCUCACCUGUAUGGGAUUAAAAAAAAAGUUGUAACAUACUGUAACUGUAUUUAAUUUUUGUAUAAAACAGAUAUUUUCAUGACUACGCAAAACAAAAGGAUGUAUUACUUGUUUUCUAUUGCUGCAGAUCUGUCCUAGACGUGGACUAUAUGAGUGCGUAAGGAGUUUGGUUGUAUUAUUUCCUUUGCUUGUGUGGCACAUGGUUCUCUUCAUUCGAGAGCUGCUGUCAAAACUAUGUUUACAUACAUACUUACACAAUACACUUCCACCAAAGGGAAAAAGAAACACAUGUCUUUGUCUUUGUUGUUAUUGUUGAACAUUAGAGAUAUGAUCAAGUAUUAACAAGACAUUUGAGAGUAGAUGUGUACAGAUGUUGUUUGUAGAUAGGCGUAAAACCAAUGACAAUAGCUGAAUGUUAUUAUAUGGAUUUUUUUUCAAAGCAAUCAUUGCCAAGCGAUGACCCAUUCACUGAAGCAAAAGCUGCAUGGAACAAUAUAUCAGUCGACGAAUGAUUUCCCAAUUCUACGACUAGAAAGGGUGUGUUUUCCAGUGUGCUGUAAUUCAUCCUCCUACUCAUGAAAUGUGGGAGAAUCAGACAAAUCUCAAGCCGAAAUCCCAUCAGCUUUAUGUAAAUUUAACAAGAAGACUUGGUUAUGAAAAAAGGAGAUUGCAUGGCUGUUGCAGAGGUUGUCCAGCUCAAAUCUUUAAUCAGAUCUAAUCCUCGAAUCAAAUGGGAAGAGGGGAAGGUUUUUUCGAGCUGGUACGGUUGAAAGCCUGCAUCCUGCUGCGGGAGCCUCUGAGAAGCGACACGUUCUGGAAAUGAGCUUUAAUUCAUGGAGGGUCAAUGAAUAGAAAUGAAGUCGCAUCCCACUGGGUGACAUAUUGAGCACUGAGACCAAUUUCAUUUGAGAGAUUAAUUUUCCUCCCAAGGUUGUCAUGAAAUACCUAAUUGUGUUAGAGUCUACUGUAAGUGCCUCUCAUUAAAUGCCACUGUUAAUGAAAAGAGUAGCACAUGCCUUUUUUGACAGACUGGGAAAAUAACUUUUGGAAACUAAAAUGAGCCAUCUGAAAUGGCUUAAUUCAGUAAUAUAAGGAUAAGAAUGGAUGUUUUGAUUUCGAGGACCAUAUUAUACCUUUAUUUAAACGCAC
Labrus mixtus (cuckoo wrasse) is the source of this 4144-nucleotide messenger RNA. RefSeq names its product netrin-G1-like. The record is from RefSeq and is a predicted model, not a curated record. The coding region runs from base 967 to 2328 and encodes 453 amino acids. The transcript has 7 exons. Gene Ontology annotation, molecular function: cell-cell adhesion mediator activity. NCBI's taxonomy places the organism in Eukaryota, Metazoa, Chordata, Actinopteri, Labriformes, Labridae.